Molecule: messenger RNA, 1723 nt
Organism: Hibiscus syriacus
Lineage: Eukaryota; Viridiplantae; Streptophyta; Magnoliopsida; Malvales; Malvaceae
Product: phosphatidate cytidylyltransferase 1-like
Exons: 12
Coding region: 131-1435 (434 amino acids)
Cellular component (GO): endoplasmic reticulum membrane
Molecular function (GO): phosphatidate cytidylyltransferase activity
Source: RefSeq, a predicted model, not a curated record
UCAAUUCGAUCCUUCACAUUUCUGGGGUUGCAUUCAAAAAGACGUUUAAAAACUCUCGGAUUCGAAACUUGCUGGGGGUGUUUAUGUUGUCUUAAAAUUGGUUAGAUUAGGUGGUAUAGUGAUAAGAGCAAUGCAAAAGGAACAUGGUUCUGCACCUACUACACCUACUUCCGCCCGAGGACCAACUACGCCUACUUCCGCCCGAGUUCGGCACCGGAAACGUUCCAAUGUGUUUAAUGUCGAGAUUAGCAAAACGAACGGAGAUCAUUUGCUCAUCAACGAUCACAACAAAUAUCGAUCGAUGUGGAUACGUGCAUCCUCGUCUAUGUGGAUGCUGGGGGGCUUCCUCUUGAUUAUCUAUUUGGGGCACCUUUAUAUUUUGGCGAUGGUGGUUGUUAUCCAAAUAUUCAUGGCGAGUGAGCUCUUCAGUCUACUCAGAAGAGCUCAUGAAGAUAAACGCCUGCCGGGUUUCAGGAUCUUGAACUGGCACUUUUAUUUCACAGCUAUGCUGUUUGUAUACGGUCGCAUUCUCAGUCACCAGCUUGUGAACACAGUAACUUUGGAUAAAAUUUUCUAUAGGCUUGUUAGUAAGCUCAUCAAGUAUCAGAUGUUUAUCUUUUAUUUCUUAUACAUAGCAGGUGUCAUGUGGUUCAUUCUUACACUAAAGAAGAAGAUGUAUAAAUAUCAAUUUGGGCAGUUUGCAUGGACACACAUGAUUCUCAUCGUUGUCUUCACGCAGUCCGCAUUUACCGUGGCCAACAUUUUUGAAGGCAUUUUCUGGUUCCUUCUCCCGGCAUCACUAAUUGCUGUCAAUGAUGUUGCCGCUUAUUUCUUUGGUUUCUUUUUCGGGAAAACUCCUUUGAUCAAGCUAUCUCCGAAGAAAACAUGGGAGGGUUUCAUUGGGGCUUCAGUUGCAACUACGAUCUCGGCAUUUGUGCUUGCAAAUGUCUUUGGUCGAUAUCAAUGGUUGACAUGUCCGAGGAAGGAUUUAUCAACUGGUUGGCUUCACUGUGAUCCUGGUCCACUUUUUAAGCCGGAGUAUUAUCCUUUGCCAGGAUGGAUUUCUGGAUGGGUGUUGCACUGGAAAGAGGUGGCGAUUUUGCCAGUUCAGUGGCAUGCUUUAUGCCUAAGUUUGUUUGCGUCGAUUAUCGCACCAUUUGGAGGUUUUUUCGCAAGUGGUUUCAAGAGAGCUUUUAAGAUUAAGGAUUUUGGCGAUAGUAUACCUGGACAUGGAGGAUUUACCGACAGAAUGGAUUGCCAGAUGGUAAUGGCUGUUUUCGCAUACAUCUAUCAUCAGUCAUUCAUUGUUCCCCAAGACUACACGGUUGAGAUGAUAAUGAAUGAGGUGUUACGCAGCCUUACAUUGGAAGAGCAGCAAAUUCUAUAUAAGAAGUUGGGGCAAAUAUUGCAGGAGAGAAUGCCUGAACUAUACUGAACAAAGUUUAGACAAAUGCACUUUAAUUUCCUGCUUUGAAAAUUUCUUGGACUGGAGGAGAAAAUUGCACACCUUUCCCGUCUCGGAUGAUGGUCGGUACAACUCAAUUACGAUCUUCGGAGGUCUCUUGUACGAUCGAUAUCGUCUUCGAGGUCAAACGGAUUUAGUAUUCGAUGAAAGUAAAUAGAGGUUUCAGGGUUAGUUUGACAUGGCGUUCUUGGAGCAAUGGUUAGAAUGGAUCUAUUAAUGUUUAUAAUGCAAAUUCAGUGGCAGAAAAAUGGAACACAA